ACACCAUUGUUAGGGCUUCAGAGAGAAGGUGGUUUGCAGAGAGAGCUCAAAAGCUUGCAGUAUUUACGGUAAGGUAGACCACUGGCGGCUGGGAUCAGCUGAUUUGUGUCUCCAACGUCGGCCCUGCUGGUUGCACGAUGGAAAACUGGCGAUUUUAAAUCAUUUUCAAUUGCAGUUUUUUUUUGGUUUUCCCAUGUGUAAUGUUUUAAUAUAUCAAAAGACGUCCCCGGCUGCAGUCGUGAGUUUGCAAACGUGAGGAUGAGGCGCUGAUGGAAGGGGGGUGCGGCAGGGAGGGGGUUUACCUGCUGCUACUUGCGACAUGGGGAUGUGUUACAGUCUGCGACCGCGGCUCUUCAGUGAUCCCUCGGGCAGCGGCGGCUGCAGCGGCCCAGACGCGGAGCUGCGCCCUGGGGUCGGGGCCGAGCAGCCGCACCAGGGGGACACGGCGGCCAGGCUGCGGAGCGCCGACGGUCUGGGGCUGCAGCUCCGCCGCAGGGAGACGGACGACUGGCAGCCGCAACAGAACGGUGCCGAGGGAGAGCGGGCACCUCCGCCGCAGGGCAGCAAAGGGCCGGACAGGGACAAGGUCGACAAACCACAGCCGCAGGACAUUGAAGCGGACAGAGAGGCCAAACGGGUCAGCAAAUGCAUCGACAAGAUGUUAAAGCAACAGAAACGCGAGUACAAGCAAACACAUCGCCUGCUGCUCUUAGGGGCUGGUGAAUCUGGAAAAAGUACAAUUGUCAAGCAAAUGCGAAUCUUGCACGUCAAUGGAUUUAAUGCUGAAGAAAAGAAGAUGAAAGUGCAAGAUAUUAGGAAAAAUAUUAAAGAUGCCAUCGUGACGAUAGUCUCAGCAAUGAGCACUUUAAUACCUCCGGUCCAGUUAGCCAACCCUGAGCACCAGGUUCGAUUGGAUUAUAUUAAGAGCAUUGCCCUUCUUUCCGACUUUGAAUACACACAGGAAUUUUUUGAUCACGCAAAAGCACUUUGGGAUGACGAGGGUGUGAAGGCGUGCUUCGAGAGGUCCAACGAGUACCAGCUCAUCGAUUGUGCACAGUAUUUCUUAGACAGAAUUGACCAAGUGCAGCAAAAUGACUAUUCCCCGUCUGAUCAGGAUUUGCUUCGAUGCAGAGUUUUGACAUCAGGGAUUUUUGAAACAAGAUUUCAAGUUGACAAAGUAAAUUUUCAUAUGUUCGACGUGGGAGGACAGAGAGACGAGAGGAGGAAGUGGAUUCAGUGCUUCAAUGACGUCACAGCUAUCAUUUUUGUGGUGGCCAGCAGUAGCUAUAACAUGGUGAUACGGGAAGACAACAACACCAAUCGACUCCGAGAAGCUCUCGAUCUCUUCAAAAGCAUCUGGAACAACAGGUGGCUGCGAACAAUCUCCGUCAUCCUCUUCUUGAACAAACAAGACCUACUGGCGGAGAAAGUGCUGGCGGGGAAAUCCAAAAUAGAAGACUAUUUUCCGGAGUACACGCGUUACACCACUCCAGAUGACGCAACACCAGAACCUGGAGAAGAUGCCAGAGUUACAAGAGCAAAAUAUUUUGUACGAGACGAGUUUCUUAGGAUCAGUACAGCGAGCGGAGAUGGACGCCACUACUGUUACCCGCACUUCACCUGCGCGGUGGACACGGAAAACAUUCGCAGGGUAUUCAACGAUUGUCGGGACAUUAUUCAGAGAAUGCACCUGCGGCAAUAUGAGCUGUUAUGAUGGAGAAUCAAUCUGACCCCUUGGUUUUUGGACUCUGCUGGUUUCCGUACCCUCGACGUGACCCGCGCAGGGGUGGAAGAAAUGCGAGAGACGUGUGUCAAUGUUGCUCUCUCUCUCGACGCCAUUUUGUUCUUCAUUCCUGACUUCACUUUAUUUAGUGCACCACGCUCUGUGUUCGUUUUGUUUUCUUCUUCAAAACUCCGCCGUAUUCCCCACCCCCCCCCCCAACCCACUGGUUCCACCGAGACCUCUGGUUACCUCUCAUGUCUUGACUGAAGUCUGAGUAUGUACCUCAGACCCAUCUCCCUACAAACUCAUCACUCUUGUCCCCCCCCCCCCCCCCCCCCCCCCCCCCCCCCCCCCC
Leucoraja erinaceus (little skate) is the source of this 2078-nucleotide messenger RNA. Its product is annotated as guanine nucleotide-binding protein G(s) subunit alpha-like. Bases 320 to 1714 code for a protein of 464 amino acids. Gene Ontology annotation, cellular component: heterotrimeric G-protein complex. Lineage: Eukaryota; Metazoa; Chordata; Chondrichthyes; Rajiformes; Rajidae. The record is from RefSeq and is a predicted model, not a curated record. Gene Ontology annotation, biological process: adenylate cyclase-modulating G protein-coupled receptor signaling pathway. The transcript has 12 exons. Gene Ontology annotation, molecular function: GTP binding; G protein-coupled receptor binding; G-protein beta/gamma-subunit complex binding.